AUGGCAUCCGUGACCAAAAAACUAGCAACUCUAUCUAAAACUGCCAAACUUAUAAUUGACCUUCGCACAGGUUUAGGUGCAGCUAAAUUGGAUCCUGAUGUUAAAAAAGUCUCUUUAGUUUUUUCUAGAAAGCAAGAUAAUGCUGCUUUUAACAAUCCUGAUCUUAAUAUUGACGUUUUAAUAUCUAAAGAGUACGGUGUUAAACCGAUUCUGACUGUUGAAUUUGGUAAAUAUAUUAUAUAUGUAUUUUAG
This is a messenger RNA of Racocetra fulgida, 252 nucleotides long. NCBI's taxonomy places the organism in Eukaryota, Fungi, Glomeromycota, Glomeromycetes, Diversisporales, Gigasporaceae. The record is from the annotation of a GenBank genome assembly.